UGCGGCGUCUGUCAGUAGAGUUCCGAAACCGAACGCGGAAGGUUGUGCCCUCAAGAAAGCGAUACCAUCUCCUGGUCCCCUCGAACUCGAACUCGAAUCGCUCGAAAGAUCCCCGGGCUCUGCGUCUGCGGCAGGAUAAUAAAGCGUGACGCGUGUGCGUAACAUAAAAAUAACCAUAAAGCAAAUGCUCUGAACUCCGGACGGAAUAAAUGAAGUGAGGUGAAGUAGUGAGGCGAAUGAAAAACAAAAACCGACGAAGGCAAACGGAAUUCCUUCAAAAAUCGGCAAAUAAACAAGAAGUAAGAAGAGCACACACCGGUUUUGUGCGAAAGAAGCGAAGGAAGUACGAAGUGAAAUCAAAAGAAUUUUUCGGCUCGAAAUGAGGCUGAACGGAAGACGAUUGUUGAGCUGCGGCCUGGGAUUCUUCUGCCUGAUCUUGUGCUCUUACGCCGCACCUUUAUCUUUUGAGGAUGUGAGCAUCGCCAAGGGUCCCCAGACCUCGAUAACCAUCAAGGAACAGAGUCCUUUGCAAUUGCCCUGCGACUACCAAAUGCCGGAUAUGUAUCUUCAGGGCAAUAGCGUCAUCCUGCGCUGGCGGAAGGAUAACAAAACGUUCCGUCAAACGGAGCUGGGAAGGAUGAGCAGCACCACCAGAGAGCCCCAGCUGGAAACCAUGGUGCGCGAGGAUUCGCGAGUGGCCUUGAAUAAGGAGAGUGGCUCCCUGCAAUUCAACAGUGUUCUAGCCAGCGAUGCCGGUCAGUAUCAGUGCCAAGUGGUCAUCGAUGGUUCUGUGGCAGCAAGUUCAAUUUCCGGAGUCCUCAUGGUCAUAGAACAACUUAAGUUCGUGCCACAGCCGACCUCCAAGAACUUGGAAUUGGGUUCUCUGAGUAAAGUCCACUGCAAAGCACAGGGAACACCACCUCCACAAGUUAAAUGGAUGAGGGAAACCCAACUGCCGCUGCCCGCAAAUGUGACCGACCAGAAUGGCACGCUGAUCUUCAACCAUGUGACCAAUGAGCAGCGUGGUCAGUACACCUGCAUAGCCUCGAAUAGCCAGGGUCAGAUCAGUGCCACCGUGUCCAUCAAUGUGGUGGUAGCGCCCAAGUUCAGUGUUCCGCCCGAGGGACCCAUUGAGGUGGCGGAAACCGGAACAGCGGUGAUCCACUGCCAGGCUAUCGGAGAACCAAAGCCCACGAUUCGCUGGGACAAGGAUCUCACCUAUUUGAACGAGAACAACACGGAUGCGGAACGCUUUUUGCUGAUGGAGAACGGAACACUGGAAAUCAGGAAUGUCCGCCCGGAGGAUGAGGGGCGGUACGGCUGCACAAUUGGCAGCAGUGCGGGAUUAAAGCGCGAAGAUGUCCUGCUGGUGGUGAAGUCUAGUAAAUCUGCCUCCAAUUCGAUAGUGACCAGGAUUAUCAUCGUGAUCAUUUGCCUGGCCUUCUUGUACUUUGUGCUGGUGCUGGGCUUGAAGGUGUGGUACCGCUACCGUCGUCACCUGGGCAAGGUCCAGUUGGAGGACGGCCACGCCAAUGGACCCACCGAUGGCCAGGAGCAUGAUCAUCCCGAAAACGAGCCCUGUCUGACGGAGGCCAAUUCGAGCAAGAAUCUGAAGAGCAAACUGAGGGAAAGCGUUAUCCUAGAGCAGGAAUCCCAGGUGGCCGAUGAUAUUGUAUAAGGAGUUCGUGUCCUCUGGAGCCACUUCUCAGCCGCUUUCCAUGAUCUCGGUCACAUGCUCCUCGAGUGUUACUCCGUUUUGUUGUUGAGAAUCAAUAAGGAACUUGUGAAAUCCCCCAGAAAUCUAUUUGUAUUUAUAUUUAUCUAGUUUAUAUAUAUAUAUAUGUAUUUAUGCAUGUGUGUGUCUGUGUGUAUAUAUCCCAUGUACAGUUAUUUUUUAGUAGAAUAAAUAUUUUAUGGCUCUCAUAGAGCCCCAUUUUA
Drosophila rhopaloa is the source of this 1938-nucleotide messenger RNA. RefSeq names its product tyrosine-protein kinase-like otk. Bases 380 to 1678 code for a protein of 432 amino acids. Gene Ontology annotation, molecular function: cell-cell adhesion mediator activity. The record is from RefSeq and is a predicted model, not a curated record. Lineage: Eukaryota; Metazoa; Arthropoda; Insecta; Diptera; Drosophilidae. Gene Ontology annotation, cellular component: axon; plasma membrane. Gene Ontology annotation, biological process: axon guidance; homophilic cell-cell adhesion; dendrite self-avoidance. The transcript is spliced from 3 exons.